GGUGUUGCUGCUAGAAAGACGAGAAGAAAUCCGGUUAGUUUUCUCUGCAUCUCUGUGAUUUGUGUAAUUUUUUGGAACUUCUUGGACACGAAUGCACGGUGAAAUCGGUCCUCUGCCUGUACUUCGACACAACAGAUGCACACUAUGUUUAUUAUGUGUGAAGCGGUUUAGUUCCCUUGAUUUGACAGGAAUCGUCAUCCCCAUCAUGGUCGCCGUCGUCUAAAAUGAUUUACGAAGUGUUCUUGAGUUUCAGAGGUGCGGACACUCGCACAAAUUUCACGGAUCACCUUUACGACAGAUUGAAAGAGGCAGGGAUCCGGGUCUUCAGAGACGAGGAAGAGCUCAGCGUCGGUGAAGAGAUCAAGCCGCAGCUAAAAGAGGCGAUCAAGGGGUCGAAGAUCUCGGUAGCCGUCUUCUCCAAGGACUAUGCUUCCAGUAGAAGUUGCCUCACCGAGGUGGCGCAAAUGUGGGAGUGCAGAGAAUCUAAUGGACAUACUAUUAUCCCCAUUUUCUAUGACGUCACUCCACACGAUGUAAGACGACAGGCUGGGGAUUUUGGAAGGUCCUUCGAUCAACAUGUGAAAGACGGAGUCAGCGCAGAUACCAUCAAAACGUGGAAGAACGCGCUUCGACAGAUCGGGGCACUGAAAGGGUUUGAUCGGCAGAACAUAAAUGGAGGGCUUGAGUCCCAUCUCGUAAAAAGAGUACUCAGACAGGUCUGGCAGUUGUUGAAGAAGAAUGACCAAGAUGGGACCGACAACCUAGUCGGAAUCGAUCUUCAUGUUCAAGAGGUGAUGAGAAAGCUUGGUGUUGUCCACAGCGAUGGACAAGAGAUCCAAGCAUGUGGAAAAGACGUACGUGUCGUCGGAAUAUGGGGCAUGCGGGGUGUCGGGAAGACUACACUUGCAAAGGUUGUCUUCAACAAGAUUCAUGUGUUGUUCGAUGAAUGCAGCUUCCUUGCAGAUAUUAAUUCGAGAGAUGUCGUGUCUUCGCAAGAAAUAUUGAUUGCUUCCCUUCAAAAGAGAAUGCGAGAAACUAAACUUUUGCGGUGAUGGAAUUAAGAAAAUGGAAAGCCUGUUCAGGAAUAUGAAGGUUCUCAUUGUGCUUGAUGAUGUGCGUAAUG
Messenger RNA from Rhodamnia argentea, 1123 nucleotides. Its product is annotated as disease resistance protein RUN1-like. Gene Ontology annotation, biological process: defense response; signal transduction. Lineage: Eukaryota; Viridiplantae; Streptophyta; Magnoliopsida; Myrtales; Myrtaceae. The record is from RefSeq and is a predicted model, not a curated record. The transcript has 2 exons. Bases 225 to 1052 code for a protein of 275 amino acids. Gene Ontology annotation, molecular function: ADP binding.